Messenger RNA from Botrytis byssoidea, 1353 nucleotides. RefSeq lists its product as uncharacterized. NCBI's taxonomy places the organism in Eukaryota, Fungi, Ascomycota, Leotiomycetes, Helotiales, Sclerotiniaceae. The transcript is spliced from 8 exons. Bases 1 to 1353 code for a protein of 450 amino acids. The record is from RefSeq and is a predicted model, not a curated record. Gene Ontology annotation, molecular function: monooxygenase activity; FAD binding.
AUGAAGGUCAUUGUCGUUGGCGCAGGAAUCGGUGGUCUCGCGGCUGCUAUUGGUCUUCGAAGAGCCGGUCAUGAAGUGUUGAUUUUCGAUAAAUCCUCUCUAUCCCAUGAAGUUGGCGCGGCUAUCAACGUUCAACCCAAUGCAGCUCGAGUCGUCGCUAAGUGGGGUUUUGAUUUCAAAAGAGCACGUUUGGUAACCGCUAAAUCCAUAACCGUUACUUUAGGAGAAGAACUCGUUGAUACCGACUUGAUAGAGUGGACGAAUACGGAAGAGAAAUACGGCUACGAGUCUUUCUAUAGUCAUAGAGUUGAUUUACACACGGAACUGAAGUUACUUGCCACAGGAGAAGAAGGAGAGGGAAAACCAGCCGUGAUCUAUAACAGAUGCGAAGUUGUCGAUUAUGACACCGCAAAUGGAUCGGUAACUCUCGCUGAUGGAACCAUCAAGACAGCAGACUUGGUUGUCGGUGCUGACGGUAUUCAUUCCUCAGCAGUAAGAAGAAUUGUAGGCUACGAGAACCCAGCAAUUCCAACAGGUAUCUCUUGUUUCCGAACCUUGAUCCCUGUUCAAGAGAUUCGAGAUGAUCCUGAAUGCGCAUUUUUCAUGGAAGAAAUGGAAGGGAAACUUCGGAUGUUCAUUUGGCCCAAACAUGAUCAUCAGAAGGUUGUUUGGUAUCCCUGUCGAGAGAAUGAAGUACUCAAUAUCGCAGUUUUUUGUGCUGAUAAAGAGGAUCUUGUCGCCGCCCAGGACUGGAAUAAUUGUAUUCCAACCCAAGUCCUUGUCGAUGCAGUCAAAGAUUCUCAUCCUUCACUUCGGCAUUUGUUAUCAAAGACAAAAGAUGUCAGACUCUGGAAACUCCUUUAUAGGGCCCCUCUUCCUUCCUGGCAUCAAGGAAAACUCGUCAUUCUAGGCGAUGCUGCACACCCUAUGUUACCUUUCCAAGGCCAAGCCGGCGCCCAAGCCCUAGAAGACGGUUGUGCCCUCGGCAUCCUCUUUUCCAAUCUACCUGAAGGAAGUAUCACACAAGAGACCAUCUCAGCCCGUCUUGCCAGCUUCGAAAAAAUAAGAAGAACUCGUGCAAGUGCCACACAAAUGCUGUCAAACGGUGGAUACUUUCAAUCGGAAGCAGAUACCAAGAAGGUCCAGAAAUAUAUGGAAGAGGGUCAAACUGCACCUUCAACUCCCGAAGCAUAUAAAGAAUACUUCUACACUCAUGAUGUCGCAAAAGCUGCCCAGGAGGAAUUAGAGAGACUCACUCGAUCGGUGGGAUUGGCAUCGAAUUCUAGCUGUGGAAAUGAGAAAAUGGGAGAUAUCCCCGGGAAAGCUACUGAGAUGGUUUCUGUGAGGAAUUGA